Messenger RNA from Hyalella azteca, 4501 nucleotides. Its product is annotated as toll-like receptor 13. Gene Ontology annotation, biological process: toll-like receptor signaling pathway; immune response. Gene Ontology annotation, molecular function: transmembrane signaling receptor activity; protein binding. The coding region runs from base 272 to 3691 and encodes 1139 amino acids. Gene Ontology annotation, cellular component: membrane. The transcript is spliced from 11 exons. NCBI's taxonomy places the organism in Eukaryota, Metazoa, Arthropoda, Malacostraca, Amphipoda, Hyalellidae. The record is from RefSeq and is a predicted model, not a curated record.
CAAGCAAACGGCCUCGUCCUUUGCUAGAUUUGUUAGGAAUAAACAACUGAAAGUAUACACUUAACGAUCCAUACAUAGUUGAACGUAGUUGUACUAAGAUAUGUCCACUGGAAAUUAACAUAACUUUGUCAGAAGUUCAGCACUGUUUAUUCCUUUGUGAUAAAUUUAUUUACGUUUUGAAUCUCGCCAUUACGAAACUUGACAUUAUUUUACUCAGUGUGAGAUAAUGAGCUAAGUCAGUGUGUGCUUCUUAAGCCUAGAGAGAAUAAACAUGGGGAUCCGGAAAACGGACACCAGUCAGUUACACCUACACAUAAUUCUGAUACUGCUGUUUACAACAUCAGUCAUUCAAGCACCAAUUUUGAUGAGUGAGUCUAAAUCUUCAAAAACAGACAUCUUACCCGUGCAAGAAAAAUACAAGAAAAAUGUAGAGGAGCCUGAAUCCAACUUAGUUGCGCCAAGUGUCACCAGUAUUGAGCUACAAGGAGAUACUAUAGUGAAUAAACAAAGAGUGAUGAGUAAGAGCGGUGCAGUGUCCAAAAGAAAGCGGACCAUACAUGAGGUGACGCGGAAAGUAGAAGCCAUCACGAAGAAUGUGACUCGAGAAACGGAAAGUGACUUUGGGAAUGAGAUAGUAUCAACUUUUGAUGAAUCAUCCAAGAAACCAGUAAGCGAAUCAAAAGAAGUUUACAAAUCCCUAAAAUCUUUGCAUCAAACUGCCAAAAGUAUUUCCAUAGAAUCGGCAUUUAAACCUUACAAUCCACGUUCUAAAUUAAAAAUUAAACACACCAGAGAUUUUACCCCGACAUCUUGCGAUGUAGUCCAUGCUAUGGCGAAUGAACAUGUAACUACAACGCAAACAAACGAUGCUCCUGAUGACCUCCCAUCGUCCAUUUUGUAUCCUCACUCAGCAAACUUAUCGAAAACUGAAAAUCCACAAGAAUCGAUUGACUUUAAGAUCGGCAAGCGAGGACCCAAAAGGAGCACAGGCUUAGAAGAUCGAUGGAUAUGCAUACCUCCGCAGCCCAAAGAAGCUCCCGGCAAAACUUUAAUCCCUGAGAAAUGCUUGUGUACUGAAAUGGAAUACUCCUCAAAAUCUUUAGACGACGACUCGAACCUAACUGAAAAUGAAACAAUCAUGUUUAGCGAAUAUUGCAUUUAUUACAAUAAAACAAAAGCAGCCGUGUGUUCAGGCGCUCAGGUUAAAGAGGUGCCGAUGUUGUCCACAAUGGCCGAGGUGAACACUUUAGUUUUCGAUAAAACAAACAUAUUAAUUUUAGAAGAAGAAGCCGCCACGCGGAAACUCCCACAAACUCAAGCACUGGGAUUCACAAAUGGAAUAUUGUUCCGUGUAAGCCCUGGAUUUCUACGGGAGGUACGAACGGAGAAGCUCAUCUUCACAAACAACUCAAUCACAGACUGGAAUUUCUCAUGGUUCACGUCAGCCAAGAAAUCAAACAUUACUUCAAUAAACUUGAGAGACAAUCUCAUCCGAUUUUUGCCAAGUCCUGUGGUUGGGAGCACAAAGGUAUUACCGCACCUCAAGACCCUCGUGCUGAGCGAGAACCCCUUGCAGGUCAUCCCAGCGAACAUAUUUCAGCCACUAGCAGGCUCCCCAGUGACGUGUCUCAGCCUACGAAGUUGUUGUCUCGAUGAUUUUGGUAGAGAUGUGGAAAACAACAUAACGAGCAGUCUGCAGUUCUUGCCGAACCUCGAAUUGCUAGACUUGUCCAGCAAUCCUCACCUGAGUUCUUUCAAAAUCGCCCGAUUUCUUUCUCCUCUACAAGGCCGAAACUUGACGACAUUAGUGCUAGCUAGUAAUAACUAUGUUUCCAUCCCUCAUCUGGCUCUGGAAGUGGUGUCGACGUCCCUCAGGGUGCUCGACAUUCGCAGCUCUUCCGUGCCAUGCUUGGACAACACAUCGUUCCCGUUCUUACCGGAACUCCGAUCCCUCAACCUCGACUUCAGUAGAAUAUCGUCGUUGCUGCCGGGCGUGUUUGAUGUUAUGCCAAAACUGAAGUCCCUCAGCCUCCAAGGCAACCACUUCAUUUCCAUUCCGGCCAGCAUCAGAUUACCUACUUUGCAGGAGCUCAACUUCCAAGGUAACCCACGAAUAGAAGAUGAUUACGACGUGUGCAACUUCGAGCUUGAACUCAACAGCUUCAGCGGCAUGACAGGGCUGUUGUACUUGAACUUGGCUCAGACGCCAAUAAAACGACUCCAGUCUCGCCAGUUCUUUGGGUUGGAGAAUUUGCAGACGUUAGAUCUGGCGCGGUGCCUCAUCAGCCGUAUUGACCCUGGUGCUUUCACAUCAUUGACGAGCCUGAAGAAUUUAUACUUAGAUUCCAAUUUAUUGGAAUCUCUUAACAAUGACACAUUCUUGGGGCUGACCAAUCUCCGGCUCCUGGAACUGGAAGACAACGCACUGACGUUUGCCAAGCCUUACAUUUCCAGCCCAGUGGACCCUCUUCUAGAAGGCCGACAGCAGAACGAGGUUUACGAAACACCGCGAUCGGAUGGACACAUGAAUAUUACAGCACACGAAAAAUUUGGAAACAACAGUUCAACAAUCGAUAAAAUACCCAGAAGUACUUCAGAACGUCCAUUUUCCCACUUGUUCAAACUCCAAGCGCUCAUUCUGAAGUCUAACAAGAUAGGGGAUUUGGUGCCAGUAUUUGACGAUCUUUACGACCUGACAUUCAUUGACCUCAGUAAGAACGUGAUCACUGACUGGUACGAGAGCGUAUUCCAAAACAACGCCAGGUUAUCCCAUCUCUUCUUGCAAUACAACCAACUGGAUUCUUUCACUGACGCAAUGGUCCAAGAUUUUAGUGGAGAGAACCUAACGGAAAUCAACAUAAAGGGAAACCCUUUUACUUGUUCUUGCGGUUUCUACGACGCCUUGAAAGAUCUUGAUCCGAACGAUUUUGUGGACUAUGAAACAUACACGUGCACCGUCGAGGACAGCGAGCCCCUGCAGCAGAGGUGCUUCACAGACGUCCCAGGGGACUGCCCUGAGGAGGUUGAUGAGAUCAGCGGUUCACCUUUCGAAGCGAAAGUCUUGAUCGUCGCCGCGACGGUACUUGUCGUAAGCAGCUUUGUUGCCGCAUUCACAUACAGGCAUAGAAAGCUCAAGAAGAAGCAGAUCCCAGCAGAUAUGGAGCUGCGAGAAAUUGAGCCGAAAAUAUUGUAUCAGUACGACGUCUUCGUCUGCUACGCCGCCUCAGACAAGGACUGGGUGUUUGAAACACUCUUGCCUGUACUUGAGAAAAAAUACCGACUGGAGGUGUGCAUACAUGAACGAGACUUCGAGCCUGGAGAUAUGAUUAUUUCCAACAUCUCCAGCAGCAUUCGUAAAUCAAGGAAGGUGUUAUUCGUCGCGUCGCCAGCAUCCGCGGCGAGCAACUGGUGCAACCUGGAACUGGACCUGACGCGCUCGGCGAGCGUGAGCCUCGGUCACAACAAACUCGUGGUGGUGCAGAAAGAAGUCGUGCCUCCAGAGCAACAGACGGAGGCUCUGCGCCACAACAUGUCCACGAGGACCUACAUUGAGUGGUCCGAGGACCGGAGAGUCCAGGAGAUGGCGUGGGCGAAACUUAAGAAAGUCCUCGUGGUUGCCAAAGAGAAAUCAAAGUUAUCUACGAUCAGCAAGGGUGCACUUGACAAUGUUUCAUUGCAGUCUGAGAGAUAAUUUACAUAAAUAUGUUUUGUUACCGUGAGAUUUAAUCUAGAAUAUGAAUAAACGUUAAUAUAAUAUAAAUGGUUGCCGACUUUUUAUCUGUUGUUGUGUUUAUUUCAUGUAUAUGACAAAUUGAGAGUUUAUUUUCAUAAACUGCCGUCACGUAUUCCAACUCGGGGUAUUGAAUGCAGCAGGCAAGUAAUAAAUAACUUUACCAUUGUUCAUUUUUUUCGAGUGGUCUAAUAUCUUCAUUAAACUUUUAAGCUAAAUCUAAAGGUUGCCUCAAUUAUCUCUCUUUAAAUUAAGGCAAUUAUCUAAAACAAUUUUAAUUAUCUAAAGAUUGCCGGUAUUAAGCGUAUUCCGUAUGCUGUAUGCAUACUAAAUGCUCCCCAAUUCUUGCAUUUGGACCUACCAAAAAUCGCCGAUAUAAUGUGGUAUUCAAAUAAUGAAAACUACAGGGAAUUCCAAAUAAUUUAUAUCUGCAUGGCUAACCCUUUAAGCAAAUGAGAACUUGAAGGUUCAGCUCAAGACGCAUUUGAGCCGAACCAGCAAAUAAGUUUCACCAGCGGUAUACUAUUAUGUUGAUCUCCACGGACAACACAUCCGAAAAUUAAUGUGAAUAUACUCGCAACUAAGUACAAAUUUACGUAAAUGAACAUUUUUGAUGAGUAAAAUGUGAGCACAUCUUUGUCACGGGUAUAAUGAUUAGAAGUCCGUCAUUUUUUUCUGUGUACCCCAAACUAUAAUGAUGUUAGGCUAUUCCUGAGAAAAAGUGAGCAUCAAGCUUACUGAUACGUUCAUGUUAUAUUUAUGUAUAUGAAU